Molecule: messenger RNA, 2016 nt
Organism: Numida meleagris (helmeted guineafowl)
Lineage: Eukaryota; Metazoa; Chordata; Aves; Galliformes; Numididae
Gene: DNAI2
Product: dynein axonemal intermediate chain 2
Exons: 13
Coding region: 84-1907 (607 amino acids)
Biological process (GO): cilium movement; outer dynein arm assembly
Cellular component (GO): outer dynein arm
Molecular function (GO): dynein light chain binding; dynein heavy chain binding
Source: RefSeq, a predicted model, not a curated record
UCAGACCGCUGUUGCCCGGUAACGGCGGACGCGGCCCGGUCUGCCCGCUCUGAGCCAGGCCCAGGCCCCGGCCCGGGUCCGCCAUGGAGAUCGUCCACGUCUACACGAGGAAACGCAGCGAGUUUGGCCGCCAUUGCAACUUCUCUGACUGUCCUGCCAAGGUGUGUGUGGACAUCCAGCCUGACCCCAGCCUGGCUGACAACUUCGUGCUGCGGAACCCGGUGGACGCCUGCGUGCAGCACGGCAGCGAGCUGUCAGAGCACGAGGCCAACACGGAGCGGGUGGAGGUGGAGAGCCGCGGCGUGAACCACGUGGAGGGCGGCUGGCCCAAGGACAUCAACCCGCAGGAGCUGGAGCAGACCUCGCGCUUCCGCAAGAAAGUGGAGAAGGACGAGAACUACGUCAACACCAUCACGCACCUCGGGGCGCUGAUGGAGCACUGCGUCAAGCAGAACAACGCCAUCGACAUCUACGAGGAGUACUUCAGGGAGGAGGAGACGGACGAGUUGGAAGACGAGGCCCCCUCCGCCAAAACCAUCAGCGUCAUCAGGGAUCCAAACAUAACAAAGAGGACAGCCACGCAUCUGUCCUGGCACCCCGACAGGUGCAAGAAGCUGGCAGUGGCUUAUUGCAGCCUGGAGUUCCAGCAGAAUGCAGAAGACAUGAGCUUUGACUCCUACAUCUGGGAUCUCGAAAAUCCCAACAAGCCGGAGCUGGUUCUCAAGCCGUCAUCCCCUCUCGUGAGCCUGGAGUACAACCCCAAAGACUCUCACAUCCUUGUGGGGGGAUGCUACAACGGACAGAUGACUUACUGGGACACCAGGAAGGGGGGACUGCCCGUGGAGGUGUCCAUCGUGGAGACCGGCCACAGGGACCCUGUGUACGGUGCAAUCUGGCUGCAGUCCAAAACUGGCACCGAGUGCUUCUCAGCCUCCACUGAUGGGCAGGUCCUGUGGUGGGACAUCCGCAAGCUAUCCGAGCCCACCGAGAUGCUGGUCUUGGACAUCACGCGCAAGGGGCUGCUGGAAAAUGCUCUGGGUGCCAGCACGCUGGAGUUUGAGCCCACCAUGCCCACCAAGUUCAUGGUGGGCACAGAGCAGGGCAUCGUCAUCGCCUGCAACCGCAAAGCCAAGACACCCCCCGAGAAAAUCGCCAGUACCUACAGCGGCCACCUUGGCCCUAUCUACGCGCUGGCCAGGAACCCUUUCUUCCCCAAAAUCUUCCUGACGGUUGGUGACUGGACAGCUCGGAUCUGGUCAGAGGAGACGAAGGAAUCGUCAAUUAUGUGGACCAAGUACCACCUCUCCUACCUGACGGACGGCUGCUGGAGCACAGUGAGGCCGUCUGUCUUCUUCACGGCCAACAUGGAUGGGACACUGGACAUCUGGGACUUCCUAUUCAAACAGAAUGACCCAUCCCUCAGCCUGAAGGUCUGUGACGAGCCUCUCUCCAGCCUGCGCUUGCAGGACAAUGGCUGUGUGUUGGGCUGCGGCUCGAAGCUGGGUGUCGUCACCCUGCUGGAAAUCUCCUCCGGGCUCUGCACACUGCAGAAGAACGAGAAGAACCUGGCCAACGCGAUGUUCGAGCGAGAGACCAAGCGGGAGAAGAUUCUGGAAGCCCGGCACCGGGAGAUGCGGCUGAAGGAGCGCGCCAAGUCAGAGGGUCAGGGCGUGGAGGCGGAGGAGAUGCUGGAGGAGAGUCCCGAAGAGGCACUCAACCGUGCCCAGAAGGAGUUCUUCGAGGUCAUUGAAGCGGAGCUGCAGAGGAGGGCACGGGCAGAGGCCCAGCAGCCAGGCGGCAAGGUUAAAGAACACACGGAGGAGGAGGUGGUGGCUCAGGGGGAAGAGGGCGAGCUGCCCAAGUAUGAGGAAGAGGACGAGGAAAAGGACGCUGCCAAGGAACCGUAGCAGAGAGGACCAGCAGAUCGCACAGAAACCAUGAAGCCGUUCACAGAUGCUCCCUGGCCCUUUGCCCUCCUGAUUUUUCUGUAGUGUGAAUAAACAGGAGCUUCCCACA